UGUUUGCUCACCCGGGUGACCUUCACCGACCGACUCGGACGUGAAAAGAAACGUGUCGUUAGACGUAAGGAUUUCAGGCUUCGAACUCAUCUGUACAGCAGUUAGACUCUAAUCACCCACGUGGACGAAGUAACGCGCGUCUACACUGCAUGGGCGUUUACCACGUGCCUACCGUGCGCUACGAGAUCAGAGUGGUCUGAUUGCUUUCAAUCGACUGUGAUCGCCUGCGUUUUAUUGUGUCCUUUCGUGCUUGUAUGUGAUGGGCAAAGACGAGUAGGGUGAAUAAGAACGGUCACAAUGAGUUUCUUGUUUGGUGCCAAAUCGUCGAAAACGUUCAAGCCGAAGAAGAACAUUCCCGAGGGCACUCAUCAGCACGACCUUAUGAAAUACGCCGCUGCCACUUUAGGCAGCGGCAACUUGAGACUUGCCGUUCAACUGCCGGAGGGCGAGGAUCUCAACGAAUGGAUAGCCGUCAAUACUGUAGAUUUCUUCAACCAGAUUAACAUGCUGUUUGGUACGCUAACGGACUACUGCACACAGGAAAGCUGUCCUAUCAUGUCGGCAGGGCCAAAGUAUGAGUAUCACUGGGCUGACGGCAAGUCUAUUAAAAAACCCAUCAAAUGUUCAGCUCCAAAGUACGUCGACUUUCUGAUGAGUUGGGUUCAAAGCCAACUUGAUGAUGAGACCAUGUUUCCGUCAAAAAUAGGAAUACCAUUUCCAAGAGAUUUUCAGGCCGGAGCUAAAGUGAUCUUGAAGCGUCUGUUUAGGGUUUAUGCACAUAUCUACCAUCAACACUUUGAGCAGGUGGUCACUCUGGGCGAAGAGGCUCAUCUCAAUACGUCGUUCAAGCAUUUUAUAUUCUUCGUCCAAGAGUUUAACCUGAUUGACAAGAGAGAACUGGCACCUCUAGCAGAUCUUAUUGAGCGACUGACAAGUAGAGAUAAAGAUACGAGUCGCUAGGUGCGUGGACAGCAAUUAUGUGUGGAUCAAAGACGGGCUAAGUGAAAAGGGUUGAUUGAAUUUUUAGGUUUGGUAUUUGGGGACUGUCGUACUACCAGCAUUCUAGCUAACACGCUGUGUGUGUACCAUAGGUGGUCUAUGUUGUAUGCUUAUUAGUUGUACAGCGGUUUGUUGCUCUCUACGCUAUUCAUUGAAGGUAUGAUUGUAUAAAAAAAUGGCUGAGUUUCAUCACUCUCA
This is a messenger RNA of Corticium candelabrum, 1197 nucleotides long. Its product is annotated as MOB kinase activator 1B. The coding region runs from base 298 to 960 and encodes 220 amino acids. The transcript has 5 exons. Gene Ontology annotation, molecular function: protein kinase activator activity. Lineage: Eukaryota; Metazoa; Porifera; Homoscleromorpha; Homosclerophorida; Plakinidae. Gene Ontology annotation, biological process: positive regulation of protein phosphorylation; signal transduction. The record is from RefSeq and is a predicted model, not a curated record. Gene Ontology annotation, cellular component: cytoplasm; nucleus.